Messenger RNA from Gavia stellata (red-throated loon), 2966 nucleotides. It is a transcript of the gene EGFL7, whose product is annotated as EGF like domain multiple 7. The transcript has 7 exons. Lineage: Eukaryota; Metazoa; Chordata; Aves; Gaviiformes; Gaviidae. Gene Ontology annotation, molecular function: calcium ion binding; signaling receptor binding. Gene Ontology annotation, cellular component: cell surface; extracellular region. Gene Ontology annotation, biological process: anatomical structure development. The record is from RefSeq and is a predicted model, not a curated record. Bases 90 to 1031 code for a protein of 313 amino acids.
CGAGACAUGCAGUAGAAGCCAGCGCUUCCCACCGAAGAGUGAGACUCGGUCGUGCUGCACAGCCCAGGGUGCCGCAGGAGGGACAGGACAUGCGCCGCAUCAGCUGCCUCCUCUCGGGACUCCUCUUCAUCCUCGGCGUGACCAGCACGGACGGCUUUGCCCGGGCAGGCCGCAGAGUCUGUGCCGCAGCGCCGCAGAGCCGGGCAGCCGCCUACACCGAGUCCCACGUCCAGCCCGUCUACCAGCCCUACCUCACCACCUGCCAGGGCCACCGCCUCUGCAGCACCUACAGGACCAUCUACAAGGUUGCAUACCGGCAGGCGUACAGGCAGCUGCCCCAGCCCGUGGCCUCGUGCUGUCCUGGCUGGAGCAGAGCUAACAGCCACGCACUCAGCUGCAACAGAGCUCUUUGCUGGGUGCCGUGCCAGAACGGUGGGAGCUGUGCCUUCCCCGGUAGAUGCGUCUGCCCACCCGGCUGGACGGGGCGAGCCUGCCAGACAGACGUGGAUGAGUGUGCCAGCCAGAGCCAUGGGUGCGGUCAGCUCUGCAUCAACACGGCCGGGAGCUACCGCUGUGCCUGCCGGGAUGGCUUCAGCCUCGCUGCUGACAACAAGGUGUGCCAGCCCCUGGUGCCAGCCCCUGAGCCGGAAACCUUCAGCCAAGCAGGUCCCCCCAGUGAAAUGAAGGAAGAAAUGAAAGACCUGAAGAGCAGAGUGGAAGCGCUGGAGCAGAAACUUCAUUUGGUGCUGGCCCCCUUCCACAACCUCAUGCCGUCUGCGCCGGAGGACGUUGGCACAGACCCCAUCAGCCGGCUGUCCCACUCGCUCCAGCAACUGGACAGAAUCGACUCCCUGAGUGAGCAGAUCUCCUUCCUCGAGGAGCGUCUGGAGACAUGUAAGUGCCUGGAAAAAGCAGGGUUGAAGUAUUUCACUCCACCCAUAUUGGCCACGGUGAGCAGAUGCAGGCCAGCAAGAUCACUAACACAUAUGCCACUAUUAAUCUAUAUCUUCGUCAAGCUCAGCAGCCUGUAAUUAAUAAAAGAUGAACACAAACAGCCCAUUAGCUGCAUUGCAAAGCUGUUUCUAUGGCUGCACCAUCUGACUGCCCUUGUAGCAGCCAAAAAUCCUAAGAUCAGCACAUGGAAACGUGGCUCUGGGGCAGAAGCAGAGGGAACCCACUAUAAGCAGUGGGUCAUGUCUCACAAUCAGUACCCUCGCUGUCUGUGUUCCUUUCCUGUACUGUUAUAACUUAGUCCUUGGAAAAGAAACCCCAGCUCUUAGGAAAUUAACAGUCCAAAAAGUCAAUCAGGAAGGUUUAGGGAGCGUGCAGAAGUUGGCAGAUUUAUGAGCCUGGGAAGUUUUAGGCAUUUCUUUUUGAAGUCUACAGACCAGUCCUUUGCCAAGCAGUGGACCAGAGAGGGUCUCCUAAGUAGCAAACUCUGAAGAAGAGACACUGGUGAGAGCUGCCAUGUGCGAAAUAGCUGAAGGCAGGGGGUCCUGCCUGGUGUGCUCCCCCGCAGCACUCCGGAGUCGGGCAGCAUCCCUUUGGAUUCCUGAGGUGUGUGCAAUGCUCUCCCUGGAGCACUGCAGCUUGACUCAGAGUAGAGCACAAACCAUAUGAAUGCUAUUUUGAUAGGCAGCUCUUUGCAGCUCAUUCUCCCAUUAAAUAAUUCCAGUCAAACACGUCCAGAAGCGAGGCAUGGUUGGGCCGGCUCAGGAGCUGGUGUGAGGCAGAGGGGUGAGGGUGCUUGGAAGGACUUAGGGUGAAACUGUUACAGGGCAUAUCCAGUCCCAGUUCACUGCUUGCAGUAAUGGCUUAGAUAUAAAAGACUUCAAAGAACUUGUUUGAAGACCAAGUAGCUGCAAACAGACACUUAAAAAACAUCUCAGAAAGGGGUAAUCAUCAGAACCACCGAGUGUUCCAGCAGACCAAGUUUCCUAAUAGUGCCCUGUACAUAUUAUUAGGGACAGCACUGAGGAAUGUGAGCAGUAUCACAAGGUAACAUGGAUUUAUUCCAAGGGAUGACUCCAAAGUCCUGAAAUGAACUCUUGCCAAGCCUGUUCCAGCAAGCAAAACUUGGUUUUGUCCCUCUCAUGGUCUUGAAAGUCCCUGGAGGACACAAGACUGUCCUUUCGUACUCCAGCAAGCACUUGGGGCUUGCAGGGCAUCCCACGGAGAGUUAAGUAGCCACCCAUUUUCUGUGCCUUGCGAAGCCUUUCACAACUGAAUGUUAAGAUACAACUGCACUCUCCAAUUAUCUGCCCAGUGGGGAUGUGCGUAAGGACUAAAAAACAGUUUCUCUUCUUUAAACCACCACUGAAGGCACAAGGGUGGAUCUCUUUAAGCCAUAACCGUUUUAGCCCCUGAGUCUGAAUUACCCCCAAUUCAGCACAGACUGUCAAUGCUCAGCUGUGACACAGCCACUAAGCAGCACGACAGACUCACAACUGCACGUGGCUGGGCAGCAGCCACCCCAUGCAGUCCCUUCCCCAGCCCACGGAGCUCCCUGGGCGCUGGGGACUUUGGUUACCAGCAGCACCUGCUUCUGAUGAUUGUCACACAGCAGCUGUGUCUGCAGUGGGGACAGGCUGGUCCCAGGCUCCUGUCCUGGGGCAGCCAGUGUUAUUGUCACUGGCUUUUCCCCCUGCUUGGGAUGCUUUGCACAGGACUUCCCGGGCCCAGGCAAAGCUGGCAAGGACUGCGGCAUGCCGGGGAGGCGAGAGUGACGCUCCCAAAUGUGGUGGGACAGAGCCAGCCUGGGAGCGUUUGGCAAAGGGAAAGCAGCAAGUGUGGGUGACAUUCAUAGAGGUUGAGGUCAACCUUAUCCUUCUUGGGGAAAGAGGCAAACCAAACCCAGGCUAACAACAUUGCUAGAUUGUUUUGGGGUUUGUUUUUUUUUUUUUUUUUUCCUCUUCAUCUUCCCAGGUUCCUGCAAAAAUGAACUCUAGCCCAGUGCCCGAGGAAUU